AUGACUGCCGGCGUUUCCCAACCACCUUAUCCUCUCCAUGAGUCCGUUAAGGAUUUAUUGGACCCGGAGUACGUUGCAUUCUAUAACCAGCAUGUUAUCAAUAACCAGCAGGUGCAUCUCCAGCCCGUUGCGGCGUCGCGGACAAGUGGUGUGUUGAUUCCUGGCGCAGGUCCCAUGUUGGAGGUUGGCAAGACCCAAGAUAUCACUAUCCAGCGACGCGCAACAGAGGGCCCAGCAGUGCCUAUCCGUUGCUUUACUCCGAAGGGUCCUGCUCCUCCAGGUGGAUGGCCGGUGAUGCUCUAUUUCCAUGGUGGUGGCUGGGUACUGGGAAAUAUUGACACGGAAAAUGUGGUGUGCUCGAAUCUCUGUGUGCGCGGCAAUUGUGUCGUGAUUACUGUUGACUAUCGACUUGCACCCGAAAACCGCUGGCCCGCCGCGGUCCAUGACUGCUGGGAGGCCCUUCUUUGGUUGAUCGCCGACGGCCCCACCGCGCUCUCGGUCGAUGUAUCCAAAAUUGCAACCGGCGGGUCUUCCGCCGGCGGAAACCUUGCCGCGAUUAUGACGCACAAGGCACUGACGCUGUCACCGCCUGUUCACUUCCGCGCCCAGCUACUAUCUGUCCCCGUGACAGAUAACACGGCCACAGUCGAGAACAACGAUUCAUAUCGUCGGUAUGAGCGGACCCCUGCCCUCCCCGCUCUUAAGAUGUAUUGGUAUCGCGACCACUAUGUUCCCAACGAUGCAGACCGCACCCAUCCUGAAUCGAGUCCCCUGUUUUGGCAGGGCGAUUACUCUCAACUGCCACCUGCUUUAGUUAUGGUUGGGGAGUUGGAUGUGCUGCGCACUGAGGGCGAGCAGUAUGCGGAGAAGCUGCAGAAGGCCGGUGUGCCCGUUGACUUGCAAGUUAUGAAGGGCAUGCCGCAUCCUUUCUUGGCUAUGGAUGGGGCGUUGGCUGAGGGCAAGAGGUGUAUCACUUUGAUGUGUGAUGCGCUCCAGAAGGCGUUCUGGGGCUGA
Penicillium paradoxum is the source of this 1014-nucleotide messenger RNA. Its product is annotated as alpha/beta hydrolase. NCBI's taxonomy places the organism in Eukaryota, Fungi, Ascomycota, Eurotiomycetes, Eurotiales, Aspergillaceae. The transcript has 2 exons. The coding region runs from base 1 to 1014 and encodes 337 amino acids. Gene Ontology annotation, molecular function: hydrolase activity. The record is from RefSeq and is a predicted model, not a curated record.